GUGGUUCAGGCAGUCAGCUGAUGCUAACCAGCCGGACGGUUCUCCUGCUGCAGAGACGGAUCUGACGGUCAGACAGGAUGCCUUUCUCCGAGCUGUAUUUCAACGUCGAUAACGGCUACCUGGAGGGGCUGGUCAGAGGAUUUAAAGCUGGCAUAUUGUCCCAGGCGGAUUAUUUAAACCUGGUUCAGUGUGAGACCCUGGAAGAUCUGAAGCUUCACCUGCAGAGCACAGACUAUGGCAGCUUCCUCGCAAACGAGGCGUCUCCCCUCACAGUGUCCGUUAUCGACGACAAGCUGAAGGAGAAGAUGGUGGUGGAGUUCCGCCACAUGAGGAACCAGUCGUAUGAGCCUCUCGCCAGCUUUAUGGACUUCAUCACAUACAGCUACAUGAUUGAUAACGUCAUCCUGCUGAUCACGGGGACGCUCCACCAGCGGGCCAUCUCCGAGCUGGUCCCAAAGUGUCACCCGCUGGGCAGCUUCGAGCAGAUGGAGGCGGUCAACAUCGCCCAGACUCCUGCAGAGCUCUACAACGCCAUCCUGGUGGACACGCCCCUGGCUGCUUUCUUCCAGGACUGCAUAUCUGAACAGGACUUGGAUGAGAUGAACAUUGAAAUUAUCCGUAACACACUUUACAAGGCUUACCUUGAAGCUUUCUAUAAGUUUUGCUCCAACCUCGGAGGAACCACAGCUGAUACCAUGUGCCCUAUUCUGGAGUUCGAGGCCGACAGGAGAGCCUUCAUCAUCACCAUCAACUCCUUCGGCACGGAGCUGUCCAAAGAGGACCGUGCCAAGCUCUUCCCUCACUGUGGAAAGCUUUACCCAGAAGGCCUUGCUCAGCUGGCCCGGGCAGAUGAUUACGAGCAGGUCAAGGCCGUCGCUGAUUUCUAUCCUGAGUACAAGCUGCUUUUCGAGGGAGCCGGCAGCAACCCAGGAGACAAAACUCUGGAGGACCGUUUCUUCGAGCAUGAGGUGAAGCUGAACAAACUGGCCUUCCUCAACCAGUUCCACUUCAGCGUUUUCUACGCCUACGUCAAGCUGAAGGAGCAGGAGUGCAGGAACAUCGUGUGGAUCGCUGAGUGCAUCGCCCAGCGGCACCGCGCCAAGAUCGACAACUACAUUCCCAUCUUCUAAACCCUCCUCUUCGUCCUUGCUUCCUCUUCCCUUUGUCAUUUCAUUCAGUCUUAAAGAACUUUCCAUCUCUGUGUUAAAGAUUCUGAUGGUUUGAUGCUAAAUUCCCCGCAUUCUUCACUGGUAGGCGUUAAUUAGUCUGUCCGGGACGCCCCAAGUCUUCAGUCAAACACGUUGAACGCACCAUAGACUUUAAGACCGAGUGUUAGGCUCAUGUUCAGAGGUAGCUGGUUCAGGUUUUAAUCAGCUGACGAGGUCAACUGGACAGAGUUCAUUUGACUUCCAAAUACUCACCUCUGAUUGUGUAAACUUUUUGACGCACCAACCUGACGCACCAUGAGAAGUGUUUCCAAUUUAUACUCUGACCCCACGGUGAACUGGGUCAGAAGAUUCUUGGGUGUGGUAAAGCUUGAUUAAAUUUGAUGUAAACUCCCGGCACAUUAAACACCAACCAUGCUAGGCACUUGAAACACCUACAGAUGUGCAAUAUGAUAUAUGUUCUGGAUUUAUCUCCCACACCAAAAAUCUGUGAGUUCCCCUCAAAUCUUCAGAACGAAGCGGACAUUUAAACAUUCCUCUGCUCAGCAUCGGCCUCCACCAGGUCCCCUAUAAUGGCUAUUUAUUUCUGUUUUGUGCUCCAACUGUCAGCAUGUCUGGUCAUUUCUGAAUUUCCCCCCCCUCCCAGAAAAACAACUGAGUGAAGUGUGUGAGCCCCCCCCAUCCCCCUCCCCUGAUAGCUGUCUUAACUAGGUGUUGUUAGCUCUGAACAGAAGCUUCCGGUCCUCUCGUCUCUGUUCCUGUGUGAACUCUUGACUUUCUGUAAAUGAACGUACUGAAAUGAGGAGAAUCUACCACGAGUAUGUGACAGACUUGAUGUUUAAAGUAUACAAAGAUAUAGAAAUAUUUAAAGAUGAGUAUGUGAUUUUCUUUUUUUUUUUUCAUGCUGUAAAAAUGGAUUUGUUGCCGUUUUGAUCUGUUUCUUUCUUACUUGUGAAAUGUGUAUUGUAAAUGUGACGAGACGAUUAAACAGACUGAACUGCACUCACGCAGGUCUGGAGACA
Labrus mixtus (cuckoo wrasse) is the source of this 2188-nucleotide messenger RNA. Its product is annotated as V-type proton ATPase subunit d 1. The record is from RefSeq and is a predicted model, not a curated record. The transcript has 8 exons. Gene Ontology annotation, cellular component: proton-transporting V-type ATPase, V0 domain; early endosome; vacuolar proton-transporting V-type ATPase complex. Lineage: Eukaryota; Metazoa; Chordata; Actinopteri; Labriformes; Labridae. The coding region runs from base 78 to 1130 and encodes 350 amino acids. Gene Ontology annotation, molecular function: proton-transporting ATPase activity, rotational mechanism. Gene Ontology annotation, biological process: vacuolar transport; vacuolar acidification; proton transmembrane transport.